AUGCCUCCGGUCAGAGGCCAUGUUCCAGGCGUACUGGCAUCGAAUAUUAUUGAAGGGUCGCGAAAGAGAAAGGGCGGACAAGACGUCGAUGCUUCGUCUCCACCAUCUGCCUCCGAAGCAGCAGGACCUACCGAGCCAGAGGAAGUGGCCCGCCUAGGAUACAAGCUUCUCAAUGUCAUCUACCACGUCCGCGACGUAGCCGACGACGAUCCGCAGUCGCUCCUCUGCGAGCCCUUCCUCGUCCUACCCGAUGCAGAGCUCUAUGCAGACUAUCACCAGGUGAUCCGAAGACCCCUCACCUUUGAAGACGUGCGACACAAGCUCGCUGCAAGAGGAUAUGGCUCUCUCGAAGAAGCAAAGCACGACUGUGAGGUUGUUUGCCAGAACGCCAAGCGCUACAAUCUCAAGGACACGCCCAUUUGGUUGAAGGCGAGAGCGCUACAUGGCAUCAUCAAAGACGCAUUUGCAGACCUGGUUCUCUCGCCAGACGCCGCAUCAACCAAGCUGGAAUCUAGCUUCCCUUUGCUGGAGGAGGGUCCAGAUGAUGUCGAGCCCAUUACCUCGCAGCCGCCGUCACCGGGUAAAGUGGCGCCCAUGGAGCUCCCCGCUCCGGUCUCGUCAUCACCAUCUGGAAUGUCAGGCAAGGGUACGCGCAUUACUCUCAAGCGCAAGCCUAGUAACCUUGAGAAACAAGAACAGAAGGCUAGCACGUCACGCGGCGCUAGCAAGGCUUCGCCUGUCUACGAGGCUGGGGUACAUGACGAUGACGACGCCGAGGGCGAGGACGACGGCGACGUCGACGGCGACGUGACUAUGGGCGACAUCGGUGAUCUCGAGGCCAAGAAGAAGAGACCAGGUGGGAGGGGACGAAAGCUCAAGAGCCAGAUGAAGGGCUGGGCUAAUGAGCUGCUGUCACUGAAAAAGCCAGACGGGACUUCUGCUUCUGAGUUCUUUAGGGAACUGCCCAGUCGCGAAGACUACCCAGAUUACUACACCAUCAUCACCGCUCCUGUCUCCUUCAAGGAGAUCACGGACAAUGUGCGCACCAGAGGCUACAAGACGCCCUUUGCCUUUGUGACCGACGUCAGGGCCAUGAUUGCCAAUGCCAAGUGGUACAACGAGCAGCACAGCAUCGUCUGGCAGGACGCCGAUGCCCUUGAAAAACACCUUGAUGGCAAAGUCAUUCCUGGCCUACUGAGCGAAGGCUUCACCCUCGAUCCAAACGAUACUCGAGCAAGCGUCUUGCCCCCGUAUAUGCAAAACGACUCGGGCGGCUCAGCAUCGCCUGCCCCACCUACGCCUCAGCAACCACAGCACGCGCAAUUACAUGGCCACGCACAGCCUCGCGUUAAGAUUAAGUUGGCCGGUCGUCCCAGCAGUAGCGGCAGUCAAGCUUUGCCAGCUCCAGGCCCACCAGGCGUCAAGGCCGAGCCAUCGCCAGCGGGCGCCGCCUCACCUGUCGCUACUGGUGCAGUGCAUUCGCCGCUGGCGGCACCUCAGCGCCCCGCUGGAUCUCCGUCUUACCAGCAACAGCAGCAUCAGCAGCAUCAGCAGCAUCAGCAGCAUCAGCAGCGCAUGCCCUCCUCGACUCCCACGCCAGGCCCAGCUGCAACGACGGCGACGCCCAGUUCAGCUCCUUCCCUCUCCGCUUCUGGUCGACCACUUCGCAACGCGACCAGUGCAGCGCCUCGCGGCGCCUCGCCUCAGAUGCUGACUGGAGGAGCCAGUAGUCCUCCUGCUCAGGGUCGCAUCAACAGCAGCGCAAUUCCCACGCAAUGA
This is a messenger RNA of Jaminaea rosea, 1779 nucleotides long. RefSeq names its product Bromodomain-containing protein. Gene Ontology annotation, biological process: chromatin remodeling. The record is from RefSeq and is a predicted model, not a curated record. Bases 1 to 1779 code for a protein of 592 amino acids. The transcript is spliced from 6 exons. NCBI's taxonomy places the organism in Eukaryota, Fungi, Basidiomycota, Exobasidiomycetes, Microstromatales. Gene Ontology annotation, molecular function: protein binding. Gene Ontology annotation, cellular component: RSC-type complex.